CUACUCUGCAUUUACGAAACGCGCUUACGGUUUGCCGUAGCUAUUCCGCUACUCUGAGGUCGAGCAGCACGUGUAGUAGAUGAGCACUGUGCAUGAGUGUGUUGUGAACACGUUUAUUAUCGCUUUACAACAACGGCUUUUGUGUUGUAUAGAUCGUUGUCGAUCUGUCGCAUCAGGCCAGGCCUAUUUUACACCAAGUAUCUCAGCAACGCAUCUUCAAAUCAUUUGCAUAUGAUUGCCAGUAUGAAGUACAUUCUGGUGACGGGUGGUGUGAUCUCAGGCAUCGGGAAAGGCAUUAUAGCCAGCAGUGUCGGCACGAUUCUCAAGUCCUGCGGCCUGCAUGUCACAGCCAUCAAGAUCGACCCGUAUAUCAACAUAGAUGCAGGAACCUUCUCACCAUAUGAGCACGGUGAGGUGUUUGUUUUGGAUGAUGGGGGAGAGGUUGAUUUGGAUCUGGGAAACUACGAACGUUUUCUGGACAUCAGGCUUACCAAAGACAACAACCUGACCACAGGAAAAAUCUACCAGUCCGUCAUCAACAAAGAGCGCAGAGGAGAUUACUUGGGCAAAACCGUACAGGUGGUGCCACACAUAACUGAUGCUAUUCAGGAGUGGGUGAUGCGUCAAGCUAAAGUUCCUGUAGAUGAUGAUGAUGUUGAGCCCCAGGUUUGCGUCAUUGAGUUGGGCGGUACGGUCGGAGACAUAGAGAGCAUGCCUUUCAUCGAGGCCUUCAGACAGUUCCAGUUUAAAGUGAAGAAAGAGAAUUUCUGUAAUAUUCAUGUCAGUCUGGUACCACAGCCCAGCGCUACAGGAGAGCAGAAGACCAAACCCACUCAGAACAGUGUGAGAGAGCUCAGAGGACUUGGACUGUCGCCUGACCUGGUAAUGUGCCGAUGCUCCACUCCACUUGAAAACUCUGUUAAAGAGAAGAUAUCCAUGUUCUGUCAUGUGGAACCUGAACAGGUGAUCUGUGUACACGAUGUAUCGUCCAUCUACAGAGUGCCCCUGCUCUUAGAAAACCAGGGUGUUGUGGAUUACUUUUCUCGCAGACUGGACCUGCCCAUUGAAACCAGACCCAGGAAGAUGCUCGCAAAGUGGAAAGAGAUGUCGGACAGAUCAGACAGGCUGUUGGAGCAUUGCUCCAUUGCUCUAGUGGGGAAGUACACUAAGUUCUCAGACUCGUAUGCCUCUGUGAUCAAAGCCCUGGAGCACUCCGCUCUCGCCAUCAGCCACAAACUAGAGGUUAAGUAUGUUGACUCUGCAGAUUUGGAGCCCAUUACAUUACAGGAAGAGCCGGUGAAGUACCAUGAGGCCUGGCAGAAACUCUGCAGUGCAGAUGGUAUUUUAGUACCUGGAGGUUUUGGAGUACGAGGGACAGAGGGCAAGAUUCAAGCCAUCAAUUGGGCCAGGAGACAGAAGAAGCCUUUCUUGGGUGUGUGUUUGGGGAUGCAGCUAGCUGUGUGUGAAUUUGCUAGGAACAUGUUGGAUUGGACAGAUGCUAACUCCACGGAAUUUGACCCAGAAACAAAACAUCCUGUGGUGAUUGACAUGCCUGAGCACAAUCCAGGGCAAAUGGGCGGAACUAUGCGGUUGGGGAAAAGGCGAACUAUUUUCAAAACCAAAAACAGCAUACUUAGAAAACUUUACGGAGACGUAGAUUAUGUAGAGGAAAGACACAGGCAUCGUUUUGAGGUGAACCCAGAGCUGAAGCAGCAUUUUGAGGACAAGGGCUUCAAUUUUGUGGGUCAGGAUGUGGAGGGAGAGAGAAUGGAGAUCAUAGAGCUGGAUGAUCACCCAUAUUUUGUUGGUGUCCAGUAUCACCCAGAAUUCACAUCCAGACCCAUAAAACCAUCUCCACCAUACUUUGGCCUGCUGUUGGCUGCUGCAGGGAGGCUUCCAGGUUAUGUCCAGAAAGGUUGUCGACUGUCGCCACGAGACACGUACAGUGACCGAAGUGGCAGCAGUUCUCCAGACUCAGAGAUUGCAGAUUUUAAACUAUGUUCAAUUGCUCAGGAAUAAGUCAGUUAAUGGUAUGUUUAAUUUCUUUUAUCCCCCAUUGCUUUUAGGGCCUGCUUUUUGGUAAAUGGGUGGUUUUAAAUUGUUCAGUUUCAGCAGUCAAUGGAUUUUGAUGACAGCUGCUUCAUUUGUUUUUAAACUGUCUGUUUGUACAUGUGAUCAUGCCAAUUCAAUUUGUUGAAUAAAGUUUUAGACUUACUUGAGGUAAUUAAUGAAGUAACUUCAUU
Ctenopharyngodon idella (grass carp) is the source of this 2243-nucleotide messenger RNA. RefSeq names its product CTP synthase 1a (gene ctps1a). The record is from RefSeq and is a predicted model, not a curated record. Bases 232 to 2019 code for a protein of 595 amino acids. Gene Ontology annotation, molecular function: identical protein binding; CTP synthase activity. Gene Ontology annotation, cellular component: cytoplasm; cytoophidium. The transcript has 18 exons. NCBI's taxonomy places the organism in Eukaryota, Metazoa, Chordata, Actinopteri, Cypriniformes, Xenocyprididae. Gene Ontology annotation, biological process: CTP biosynthetic process; pyrimidine nucleobase biosynthetic process.